Molecule: messenger RNA, 2160 nt
Organism: Maudiozyma barnettii
Lineage: Eukaryota; Fungi; Ascomycota; Saccharomycetes; Saccharomycetales; Saccharomycetaceae
Gene: MPS3
Product: Mps3p
Exons: 1
Coding region: 1-2160 (719 amino acids)
Biological process (GO): nuclear envelope organization
Cellular component (GO): nuclear envelope; meiotic nuclear membrane microtubule tethering complex
Molecular function (GO): protein-membrane adaptor activity
Source: RefSeq, a predicted model, not a curated record
AUGUCUAAUGCUGACAACUUUGACGACCACCCUUCCAACGAGCAUGUUAUAGAUCCUAUCAAUGCCGCCUAUAGGGAUGCCCUUCUAGAAAGGUACAAUACAAAUGACAAUAAGAGCGACAAGGAGAACAGUCGUAGCAACGAUGUUGAUACCCAAUUUUAUGACAAAUUUAAAAGAUCAAUUUAUAAUAAAUCUUCCAAUUUUGACAACUUGGAUUCGCCCAGUGAUUUAGAUUACACCGAUGAUUCAGAUUACACAGAUAGAGCAGAUCAAACAUUUGUUGUUCGUAACUCAGAUUCAGAUUUUGACGAAAAAGAAGAACAGGAAGAAGAAGACCUAGAUGAUGAGUUUUUGGAAGAUGAUAGUGAGGAAGAUGCAAAUGAUUAUCUGAUUGACGAUUUAUUAGACACUACUACCACUCUACCAGAUAAAGUGAAAAAGACCAGAUAUUACGAAUAUAAUGAAAGAGACACUGAUAAUAAUUUAGAAUCAGAUGACCAAGAAUUAGAAGUUGAUUCUGAGUAUGACGGUGAUAUUGAUAAUAUAAUAUCAAUAGAACCUCAAUUUCAAUGGUUUAGACUAAUUUUAAUAGUCCUAAUAUUAACUGUUCUAUUACCUGUUGUACCUAUAUGUUUCAAAUUCGCAAGUACCGUCGGUAAGUCUAUUGUUAAUCAACCGUUUCAUUCUCAAAAUUCAAAUAUUGAUAUGACGGGCUCAUUUGGAACAUUACAAAAACAGAUCAAUCACUUAUAUAACGAAUUAAGUGUAAAAGAUGAAAGACAAAAAGUUGAAUUUGAUGAAAAAAUUAAAAUAAUCAUAUCACAAUUUGAGAAAAAUAUUAAAAAAUUAAUACCAAAAAAAUUGUUAACCUUUGAAGAUGAGAUUAAAGAAAUGAAUAAAAAGUUAAAUGAUCUGACUAAGAAAUAUGAUUUAAUUAAUACUCAAAGGGUCCCUAACCAUUUAGAUAACGAUAAAUUAGAAGCUACCAGAUCUCAAUUGUUGAAAAAUCUUGAUUUGUCAUUACCAAAUAAUAUCUCUAUGGAUGCAACAAACAAUUUAUUGGUCAAGGAUGUCGAUUUACAAGACUUCAAGAAGUUUGUAUCUAACUUCAUUAUAUCAUUAUUCGAUGAAGUUAUGGAAACAAAUUCAAUCAUAUUAUCAGGAAAUAUAACACUAGAUCACACUAUCAAUUCAUACAUUGAAGAAAUCACUAAUGACAAAUUAAAAAUGUUUGAUAAUACAGCUUCAAUCAAUGAAUUAAAACGGAAUAUCGAAGAGAUGAGAGUAGAAUUAUGGCAUGAGAUCAAGGAAUACUUUUCACAAGUUACAAACAAUAUCGAUUUGGGAAACUCUCAAUCUGUUAAUCAAAUAUCCACAUCCUUUUUGAAAACUAUAAUCUUGCAAAUAUAUAAUUCCAAUCGUUAUCAAUGGGAAAACGAUUUAGAUUUUGCUACUACUGUUCAAGGUUCAUCUAUAAUUUCGAGCCUAACCUCGCAAACCACCCCUAAAGGAAAUGGACUAAAGCCAUUGGCUUUGUUGUUAGAUUCUGUUUAUAGUUCUCCAUCUGCCUACUGGCAAGGCAGAACAUCCAAGGGAAAUCAGUGUCGAGUUGCUAUCAAAUUCAACAGACCAUUACAUUUAACAAAAUUAUUCUACAUCCAUGGCCGUCUGGUAAACAAUUUACAUAUAAUGAAUUCCGCUCCACGUGAUAUAUCAAUUUACAUCCUGUUACAAAACGAUAGAGACCAAACAUCAUUUGUGAAAGAGGCUCAGAUCCAGGGACAAGGCGUACUGCACCCUAAGGACCGCCGAUUUGUCAGGAUUGGAACAUUUACAUAUGAUUUGAAGAGUCUAAAAGUAAGACAACAAUUUCAAUUACCUAGUUGGUAUAUCAAUUCUAAACCAUUAGUGAAAGCUAUACUAUUCGAAAUAGAUAACAAUUAUGGGAAUGGACACUUUGUAUCAUUAAAGAAAUUCGUCAUAAACGGUGUCAUCGAAGAAGAUCUGGAUAUUAUUAAAUCUGGAAUUUUCCCGUUAGAUUUUAACAAUGGUAAUUAUGUCCCAGAAUACGAUUCCGAUGAUUUUAAUAUAUCUACAGAACACAUAUCAUCAUCAGCAAAGGGUGUAGCCUCAUUUGGGGAAGAUCAGCCAGUUAAUUAA